Messenger RNA from Coregonus clupeaformis (lake whitefish), 1722 nucleotides. RefSeq names its product 23 kDa integral membrane protein. Gene Ontology annotation, cellular component: membrane. Bases 49 to 879 code for a protein of 276 amino acids. NCBI's taxonomy places the organism in Eukaryota, Metazoa, Chordata, Actinopteri, Salmoniformes, Salmonidae. The transcript has 9 exons. The record is from RefSeq and is a predicted model, not a curated record.
UAUAGUUUGAAGCAACUGUUUUGGGAUCGAGGACUUAUUUAUCCCACUAUGGGGAAUGGCAGAACUUACGUGAGAGGACUAUGCAUCACUUUCAAUGUCCUGCUUCUGGUAUCUGGUGUCUUUCUGUUUGUAGUUGGGGUUUCAUACAGCUUUCAACACCCUCCUGAGUUUGACCAUCGGAGUACCCUCCAUGAGAUGUACGUACUAAAUGUGUUUGGACCCAUCACUGUACUUUUCUCCAUCCUGGGAGGCUACGCUGCCUACAAAGACAAGAGAAUACUUCUGAUCCUGUAUGUUGUCUUCAUGACCUGUGAAUUCAUAGCCAUCGUAAUAAUCACUGUGCCGAUGGUUCGUGCCCAACCAAAGAUGGAGGAGAUUCUGGACAGAAGGUUUCACUCUGUGACUCCUCUUCACGAUACUGAACCACAGUUCCAGAGGGAGCUGAACAAACUCCAGGCAUCAGAUCAAUGCUGUGGACUGCGUGGCCACUCAGACUGGGGUUGUCACAUUCCACUCUCCUGCUACUGUCCUCUACCUCCUCCAGAUGACUCAGUCGACGGUCGUUGUGAGACUGUAAAUCCAGGCCUACAGAACACCAUGCCAGACUGCCAGAACAAUAACACACAUGGACAAACUACAACUUCAGUGUCCCAGGAGCGCUGGGUGUACAGCAAGCCUUGUGGUCCCAUCCUGAAGAGACACAUGAUCCUCCUGAUUCAGAUCAUGAUCGGAUUCAUCUCUACAUUUGCCACCACUAUGAUUGCUGCCAUCGUGAUGUCUCUGGUACUGCUGGCCCUCCAGCUUCGGUCCACAGAGCCACCGCUCAACGACAGCCUCGACAGAGUCAAGUACCAACUCAGUCCUCUAGCUCUCACCUGACCUCAGCGUCAACACCACAGAUAACCAUCCUCUGCAUGAGGAGGAGAAGAUUAUUUAUAUAUAUUUUCCAAACUAUUAUCCUACUGCUGCUCUUUUAUUUGGAACACAAGCUACAGUGGAAAUCAACACGUCUAAAUUCCAGUGCCUGAAACGUUUUUGUUUUUUUAUUACACAAUAAAUGCACUCAAAUGAAAAAUGCUAUUUUAAAGUGUUGCAUUGCCACUUGUGGGAGCCAGCCUCUGUUGCACUGUUUGAGAAUGUGCAUCAGUGGUUAAAGUCUGGGUUUUCUGUGGUUUUCUGUACAUGAUAAAUGCCAGUUGUUCCCCUCAGAUCUAACUAUUGUACCUUGUUUUUGAAGUGCAUUAAAAAAAAGAUGAACUGCAAGUUUAAUAGUGAGUGCAUAAGUGUGGUAUCACAAUGGUGAAUGAAUACGGCAUUAUGAGUAUCUGUCCAACACGGUGAAAGGUUUUUCACCCUCGCAAACAACAUGUAUCAUGCCAGUAAACAACUAGCUCAGAGUUAAAUGAAAUUAUAUUAUAUAAAUCAUUACUGCUUGUUGUAAUUCUGUCAUAGUAAUUUCUGAUAAGUCCUAUGUUUCUAUGACACAGCCAAUUUGGUAAGUGGAAACGGGCAGUUAUGAUUGGACAAUGUGAUUGGAUGAACAUAACCUCAAAGAGAGUCCAUAUAAGAAGAUACGCAUUAAGGGGUGGUUCCCAUAGAAACACCUGACCACGUUAGCUUAGCAUGGCUGCCGAGCUAGCUAUGUAGAACCAUGUCAUCGCAUUCAGUACUAUACACUGCAGUACAGCACUUCCUUUGUAAUAAAGUUGUUUAUGACAAAUA